GGACAUCUGGGAGUUUCAGUGUAUUGCUAAAUCAGUCCUCAUCUUUUAAUAGUUUUAACCAGGAAUUCUCAAGCUAGUGACAGUUUGUCUCUUUAUGGAAGCGCAUUUGGAUCAUAAGAGCUGCAUUCCUUCCUACUCCGCUGAGGUGCGAGUGAUGAAAACCAGAACAGCGCCUUCCGUGCGCGGUGUCCGGGUAAGCAUCCCUCCCUUUUUAUUUGAAGCCAUUUUAUACGCUCCUAUUGAUGAAACAAACAGCACAGCAAAGAUUGGAAAUGGAAUCAUUUUCUUCACUUUGUAUAAAAAAGAAGAGGCCAUGUGGGAUUCCCUGACUAUAGAAAAUGAUAACAAGGAGAAACUGCAGUAUCUAAGAGAGAAUGCUGUUCUAAAAGCCCAUGAAAAGGCAAAAGAGGAAACAGAAGCAAAAAAAGUUGCAAAACAGGAACACAAAAAGUAUGCUUUGGAGGCCACAAUGAAGCUAGAAGAAGCAGAAAGAAAAAGAAUUGAAGAGCUGAAAGAAAAGGAGAGACAGAAGGUCACAAAGGAGUUGGAGUUAUGGAAAAAACAGCAAGAAGAUGCUGAGAAACAAAAGAGGGUACAAAAAGGAGGGAAACUACAUCAAGAAGCAGAGCAACUAAAGGAGAGGAAAAAGGAAAAGAUGGACAAAACUAGGAUUCUUAAUGAAGGAACUUCUGAAACCAGACUCAAACCUACUAAAGGUCGUGGUUCCUAUAGUAUGUUUUCAGAAAACUUAAAGGAGGAACAAUUACCAGCUCCUCGAUCUGCUGCUACAAUUAAAAUCAACUUUACAUCACGAGUUUUCCCUACAGCUCUGCGAGAAUCUCGUGUUGCAGAAGAGGAGGAGUGGCUACAUAAGCAAGCAGAAGCUCGAAGAACAAUAAGUGCUGAUUUGUCUGAGCUGGAAGAUUUAGAAGAAGAGGAGAAGAAUCCAGAUUGGUUAAAGGACAAAGGAAACAAAAUGUUUGCAACGGGAAACUAUCUUGCAGCUGUAAAUGCCUAUAACCUUGCAGUGAGGCUAAAUAAUAAGCUUCCCCUGUUGUACCUGAAUCGUGCUGCCUGCCACCUUAAACUGAGAAAUCUACAUAAAGCUAUUGAAGAUUCCUCUAAGGCACUAGAACUGUUGACACCACCUGUUCCUGAUAAUGAGAAUGCUCGAGUAAAAGCAUAUGUGAGACGUGGAACAGCGUUUUGUCAGCUGGAAUUAUAUACUGAAGGUCUCCAGGAUUAUGAAGCAGCUCUGAAGAUUGAUCCUAAAAAUAUAACUAUAGAAAAAGAUGCUGAGAAGAUUAGACACCUGAUUCAAGGAACAACACCAGAUUCUUAAUUUCAAAAACAAAAAUCUUCUUGACAGAGGUAUCUUUUAAGGGCAUCAGAAAGAAUCUUAGUUCUCUUAAUAUGUUGUUAGCUAGACAUUUUUCUGUUUCAUCCAGAACACCUACAGAAUUGGUAAAAGAUUGGAUAUAUGAAUUACUAUUUUUUGAAAGUAUAGUAUUAUAACAAAUACAAUUAUAUAUAUUCUAUAUAAUUUUGAUACAAAGUUGUCAGUUUUGCUUUCUGUGAAAUACUGGUGGGUUGAAUAUUAAAACGUGCUUUUGGUACUUGAUUUAAAGUUACUUAUAACUAAAUGAAAUAUUUGUCUGUAAAUAUCUACUGAAUCUAGACAGUGAGUUUUGAAACAACUUCAGUAGCUCUGUAUAGUCAACACCUGUUAACUUAUCUUUCUCUUCUCCACCAAAGCUGAAACAGUUGUGUGUUUUAUGGUUGUGGUUAUGUGCUUUCCUCUUAUUGUUCAUGGUGUUUGGCACAUCUGAAACUAAGACAGUGAAUUUAGAUAUUCUGGAAUCUAAUUUGGCAAACCU
Messenger RNA from Pezoporus flaviventris, 1877 nucleotides. RefSeq names its product dynein axonemal assembly factor 4 (gene DNAAF4). The transcript has 9 exons. Lineage: Eukaryota; Metazoa; Chordata; Aves; Psittaciformes; Psittacidae. The record is from RefSeq and is a predicted model, not a curated record. Bases 95 to 1342 code for a protein of 415 amino acids. Gene Ontology annotation, molecular function: nuclear estrogen receptor binding. Gene Ontology annotation, biological process: outer dynein arm assembly; inner dynein arm assembly; cilium movement.